Pteronotus mesoamericanus is the source of this 2819-nucleotide messenger RNA. RefSeq names its product arginyl aminopeptidase like 1 (gene RNPEPL1). The transcript has 11 exons. Gene Ontology annotation, biological process: proteolysis. Bases 17 to 2203 code for a protein of 728 amino acids. The record is from RefSeq and is a predicted model, not a curated record. NCBI's taxonomy places the organism in Eukaryota, Metazoa, Chordata, Mammalia, Chiroptera, Mormoopidae. Gene Ontology annotation, molecular function: metalloaminopeptidase activity; zinc ion binding.
CACCUAGCGCGACGGCAUGGCGGCGCAAUGCUGCUGCCGCAAGGCGCCCGGCGCCGAGGCCGCGCCCGCCCGCCCGCCGCCCGAGCCGCCGCCCGCCCUGGACGUGGCCUCGGCCUCCAGCGCGCAGCUCUUCCGGCUCCGCCACCUGCAGCUGGGCCUGGAGCUGCGGCCCGAGACGCGCGAGCUGGCCGGCUGCCUGGUGCUCGAGCUGUGCGCGCUGCGGCCCGCGCCCCGCGCGCUCGUGCUCGACACGCACCCGGCCCUGCGCCUGCACUCGGCCGCCUUCCGCCGCGCCCCCGCCGCCGCCGCCGCCGCCGCCGCCGAGCCGCCCUGCGCCUUUGCCUUCGCCGCUCCCGGACCCGGGCCUACGCCCCCGCCCCCUCUGCCCGCCUUCCCCGAGGCACCCGGCGGCGCCGAGUCCGCCUGCGGCCCGCUGGCCUUCAGGGUGGACCCGUUCACUGACUACGGCUCCUCGCUCACCGUCACGCUGCCGCCUGAGCUGCAGGCGCACCAGCCCUUCCAGGUCAUCCUGCGCUACACCUCGACUGACGCCCCUGCCAUCUGGUGGCUGGACCCCGAGCUGACCUACGGCAGCGCCAAGCCCUUCGUCUUCACCCAGGGCCACUCCGUGUGCAACCGUUCCUUCUUCCCCUGCUUUGACACGCCUGCUGUCAAGUGCACCUACUCGGCCGUGGUCAAGGCCCCGUUGGGGGUGCAGGUGCUGAUGAGCGCUACCCAGAGCACCUUCGUGGAGGAGGAAGGUGUCUACCACUUCCACAUGGAGCACCCCGUGCCCGCCUACCUCGUGGCCCUGGUGGCCGGGGACCUGCAGCCAGCAGACAUCGGGCCCAGGAGCCGCGUGUGGGCCGAGCCGUGCCUCCUGCCCUUGGCCGCCAGCAAGCUGUCGGGUGCGGUGGAGCAGUGGCUAAGCGCUGCCGAGCGGCUCUACGGGCCCUACAUGUGGGGCAGGUACGACAUCGUCUUCCUGCCCCCCUCCUUCCCCAUCGUGGCCAUGGAGAACCCCUGCCUCACUUUCGUCAUCUCCUCCAUCCUGGAGUGCGAUGAGUUCCUGGUCAUCGACGUCAUCCACGAGGUGGCCCACAGCUGGUUUGGCAACGCUGUCACCAACGCCACGUGGGAGGAGAUGUGGCUGAGCGAGGGCCUGGCCACCUACGCCCAGCGCCGCAUCACCACUGAGACCUACGGUGCUGCCUUCACCUGCCUGGAGACGGCCUUCCGCCUGGACGCCCUGCACAGGCAGAUGAAGCUGCUCGGAGAGGACAGCCCAGUCAGCAAGCUGCAGGUCAAGCUUGAGCCAGGGGUCAACCCCAGUCACCUGAUGAACCUCUUCACCUACGAGAAGGGCUACUGCUUCGUCUACUACCUGUCCCAGCUCUGCGGGGACCCCCAGCGCUUCGACGACUUCCUACGAGCCUAUGUGGAGAAGUACAAGUUCACCAGCGUGGUAGCCCAGGACCUGCUGGACUCCUUCCUGAGCUUCUUCCCGGAGCUGAAGGAGCAGAGUGUGGACUGCCGGGCAGGGCUGGAGUUCGAGCGCUGGCUCAACGCGACGGGCCCGCCCUUGGCCGAGCCGGACCUGUCUCAGGGAUCCAGCCUGACCCGGCCCGUGGAGGCCCUCUUCCAGCUGUGGACCGCGGCGCCGCUGGACCAGGCGGCCGCCUCGGCCAGCGCCAUCGACAUCUCCAAGUGGAGGACCUUCCAGACGGCGCUGUUCCUGGACCGGCUCCUGGAUGGGUCCCCGCUGCCCCAGGAGGUGGUGACGAGCCUGUCCAAGUGCUACUCCUCCCUGCUGGACUCCAUGAACGCCGAGAUCCGCAUCCGCUGGCUGCAGAUCGUGGUCCGCAACGACUACUACCCCGACCUCCCCCGCGUCCGGCGCUUCCUCGAGAGCCAGAUGUCCCGCAUGUACACCAUCCCACUGUACGAGGACCUCUGCACCGGCACCCUCAAGUCCUUCGCCCUGGAGGUCUUCUGCCAGACGCAGGGCCGGCUGCACCCCAACCUGCGCAGGGCCAUCCAGCAGAUCCUGUCCCAGGGCCUGGGCCCCGGCGCGGAGCCCGGCGCGGAGCAGGGCGGUGCUGGCGCCGGCGCCGAGGUGGACGCGCACCCCCCGGCCCUGCUGCUCGGGGACGAGGCCCCCAGCGGCGCCAUCUCUCUCAGGGACGUCGACGUGUCUGCCUAGCCCCGACCUCCCCGACGCCACGAUUGUGCCUUCGCGGCCCAGGCCUGCCACGACUGCAAGUCCGCCCCGGCCACGAGCGCCGCCUGGGGCCGUCCCCAGGGACCUCCCGCGGCCGCGGCCGAGGCCGGGCCCCUCAGCCCCCUGCACUGCCGGCCCAGCGCGGCCAGCACGCGCCACGUCCUCCUGUCUCAACACUGGCUGCCGGGUGCUGCCCCAUGGCGACCGCCACACUGUGCCUUACGCCUGCGGGAGGCCUGGGCUGCGCUGCCCCCACCGUGUGCCUCCCGCAGAGCCCUGCCCCCGGCCCCUGGCAGAGGGACAAGGACACAGACGUGCCCUCAGGGUGGGGGCAGGGGACACCGAGGAGAGAAUGGACGUUUGGGGACGAGCCCCUGGAAAGCCUUAGCCCCUCAGGGAACACGGGGACCCAGGCGGGGACGUCUGUCUUGCGGCUGCUGGGGCCACUGCCGCUGUGCCCGUGGGGAUGGGGCAGGUGGUGCUGGUGCUUCCCGGGCCCACUGUGCUGGGGGCGGCCUGGGGACCCUGCACUCAGAGCGCGGCCGCCCGGGGCACCGCUGCGACGGGGCCCCCGUGACCGUCCCAUUAAACCUCCCCU